AUGUCUGAUAGCUCUUUUCUUUUUCCGAAUGGGAGAUUUGAAGAUAAAAAGCUUGAUAUCUGCCAAAAGUUCCUUCUUAAGACUGCUCGUGGUUUCAGCUCUUUUCUUUUUCCGAAUGGAAGAUUUGAAGAUAAAAAGCUUGAUAUCUACCAAAAGUUCCUUCUCAAGACUGCUCGUGGUUUCAGGAGGCGUCCAUCCAAAGAUAUCGUUUGCUUAUACUUUAUACUGAAGCUGCAACGGCUAAAACCCUGUAUUUCCUGGUUUAUCAUGGGAAACAAGCCUGCAAAGCAAGAAAACGUCCAGAAUGAAGAGCUGCUAUUGAAGAUUGUGCCCCCUUUAGACCAUGCAUAUGUUCGUUGGCUUGCUCGGGAUCUUGAGAGAAUCCAUGGCUUCACUCCAAGAAAUCCUCGUGCAAUAAAGCCCCCAGACCACUAUAUCGAGUUCAUGCGCCUGAAUGGAUGGCUUGAUGUGAACCUGGACGAUCCUGAUCUGGCACAAUUAUUCAAACCCGAUGUACCUAUUGCCAAUGAUUGGUUUGAAGGGGAGCUAGAACCCGUGGAUGAAUAUGCCAAUAUAGUAGGUAACGAACAGGAAAACAUGGUCUCUAAAAGAAUCCCACGUAGGAAGGGAUUACCAUCAAGAUUUCCACAUCUCGACCAGCUGCAAUUCAUGCCAACUCCCAUGGCAGAUAGGGAACUGCAAACUGGGAGCCUCACAUCUGGACCAGCUGCAACCUUACUUGGUGUUAGUGUUCAUACCACCGAAGUUAAUUUUGAUGUGAUUGUUGAUGAAUCACAAAGCAUUGAUGCAGACGAAUCGUCGCGGUUAAAGGCGGAAAGGCCACUGAAAAGAAGAAAUGUGAAGGCCACAUCCUAG
Fraxinus pennsylvanica is the source of this 876-nucleotide messenger RNA. The record is from the annotation of a GenBank genome assembly. Lineage: Eukaryota; Viridiplantae; Streptophyta; Magnoliopsida; Lamiales; Oleaceae.